AUGGAGGAAGUCACUCUCAAAGACUUCUUCAAACAACUUUUUUACGUCAUGAUUGAUGAUUUCAUAAUAUGUCUCAUUUACCAAGACGCUGAUGAGAAACUACUUAAUACAAUAUAUGAUAUCUUCAUCUACCUUGAUAUAAAGAAGCUAAUUCGUUUUACUUUGGAAUAUACCUUGAGUGGGAAAAGCGAAAGUGAUGAUAUUUUGGGAUUACUACCGAUCAAUUCGAAAGCUUUGAAGAAGUAUCAUCAUUUGUUAUCAAGGUUAAACGAUUCAUCAACUCCCCUUGAUAAAAGUUAUCUAGAUAAAGAAUUGAAGUUUGUCAACAAAAGACUUUUCUUUUUAAAACCAAUUAAGGAUGAAUUCUUGGAGCAAAUUGAAAACAUCAAGAAAAAUAACGUGGUUGAGAUUCCAAUACGGGGAGCUUUAAACUGGGGAUCUAUCAUCGAUGAUAUCAAUGAUUUUUUGAAGAAAAAUCAAGAUAAAGAAAAACUACAUGAUUUUUCCAAAGCUAAAAUAAAGGAUUUGGAUCCUUACUACCUUACAGAAUCGUCUAUUGAAAAAAUCACCUUCAAAAUUCCUGAAAUCAAAAGUUUGGAUGAAAAUGAUGAAUUUUUCGAUGCUCAAGAAGAAAAUAAUGAACUUAAGAAGGAAGACCCUAUUGAGGAACCCGAAAAUAAAGUUGAAAUUAUAGGUGACGCUGAUGAAGAUCGCAAAAAUCCAAAUAAACCUCAAGUUCAAAGAUCCUCUAAAAGAUUGGCUAGAAAUGACUCCAUAACUGAUGAAAUACAAAUUAUUGAACUAACAAAAGAUAGUUUUUUCAAUACAAACACUUUUUUAAAAGAAUUGAAUGAAUAUUUGAAUCUUUUGGAUGACAAAGAAGAACAUUUGAAAGUCGGUGAUAUCACUGAAAUUUAUUUGAAUAAUGACCAAAGCUUUGCAAAUGUCAGUCCCUACAUAAAAGAUUUUCUUAAGAUUAUAAAUAAUUGGAAUCCUCGAGUGUUUACUUCAGGGCUAUUUGUCACUGAAAGUUCAGAAUCACCUUCUGUAAGUGAAGAUGAAAAGGUUAAACUAUUGGAAGUUUUAAGUAAUUUUGGGUCUAAGAAAGAUACUUCCAAAUCUGAUGAAACAAUACCUGAACUUUCAAACUAUGAAAACCAAGACAUAAUUCUGAAUUUAUUGAAAUCCAUAUCCGAUUCUUCUUGCCAUCUUGAAACUUGCAAGAUGAUUAUCUUAGAACAUCUUUUUGGGUGUCAUUUAUACGAUUCGUAUUCGGAUGUGACUAAGAGGGUUUGUCUUAUCAGUGAUACUAUUUGGCCUAAAAAAUUAUAUGAAAAAGUAAAAGAAUGGCUUAUCCAAUCAGAAAACUUUUUAAUGAAUUAUUGGAAAAUUAACACUCCCAACCCCAACAAUGCAUUAGAAUGUUUUGCUUUCAUAAUUGGAAUUUUCGAGGUUUUAGUGGAUACUUAUGUUGGCAUUAUUGAUCAAGUUAAUAAUUUGAUUGCUUCUCAAGGCAAAAAACCACAAUCCAAGUCAACAAAAGCAAAUAUAAGUAGCUUAACCACAGAAAUGAUUAAAUUUAAUGAUAAGAUAAAUAAAUGGAAUGAGUUAAUUGAAAGUCAGAUUUUCUCACUCUUACCACUAGAUGAACUAUGCAAAAUUGAUGGCUUAUCCUAUUAUAUUAGAUAUAAAUGGGCUUUGAUAUUCAAGGAAAAAGCACGAAAUACUGCCUGGGAAGAAAAUCGAUACAUUGCUAUACAACUACAAGAAUUGCUGACUCUUCUUAACCAAUAUGAAAUGAUGGAUAUUAGGAUACCAUUACCAAACUACGAAAAUAUUUGUGAAGUAUCAAUAGAAUUGAUUAAUUACCAGUCAAUAACUGCUUAUGUUUUAUCUAUGUUCUCCAAAAUUCUUUAUACAAACGACACCGAUGAUGAAGCCAUUCAAAUAUUAGAAAAUAAAAUUUUGACAAUGAUUGAAGGUUCCGAAAUUGAACUGGACUCUUUAAAUUCUGUCAAAGCCUUCUUAGAUAAAUAUCCUAUUGAUAUGAAACUUAAUCUUUGGAAUAUUCUAUUCCUGUAUUAUGAUGAAAAGAAACAAUUCCCCAAAUUCCAAUAUGGAUUCGAAAACAAUUUAGAGUUUCUUUUAACUUAUUUGAGUAGCGAGACAUACUUGGAAAAUAAAGGAUCGAGAUAUCCCAUUCUACUCAAGGUCUUAGGCUCUUAUGGUGACUACUUAAAUUCUUAUUUGACCCGUUUGGCCGAUAAUUCAUGGCAUCUUCCUAACUUAGAUAUCAUUGGCUUGCAUAAGACUUUGAAAAAUCUUUUGAAGUUUUUUGAGAUGCUAUCCCUCUAUUUUAUUCAUGAGGAUGCAUCUCGAAUCACAUCAAGUAAACUCUCAGUCAAGAGCAAAUCUAGCAAAGCUUACAAUAAGCUUUUUGACAUUCAUAUUCAAACAAUUUGUGUGUUCUCGAUAUAUUUUAGAGAAUACAUCAUGAAGACACAAGGCAAUAACCAGUCUACAACCAAAAAUAUCGAGGAGAUAAUUCACAAUUUACUUUCAUCAUUCCAUUAUAUGCUUGCUCUGAUAAACCUUUGCGAUGGUGCCGAUGGAUUAUUCUUGAGACUAUCGCAAGAGAUUUUAUUGGGACUCAAGUGCUCUACAGAAAAGGAAUUAAUACAGCUUAUUUCAUGCCGUUUUCACUAUAGUGUGAAUAUCGGAUCAUUUGCUCCUUUUGAUCACAAAACAAACCAAACUGGUCAACUUGAUUCAAAUUCUACUGCCGACUUGGUCAGAUUUAUCUUACCAUUGUGUUUCAAGAAGAAUCCACUAUUAUAUGCACCAAAAGCUGAUAUGAAGCUAUUAAUCGAUGGAUUAUAUGAGGUUGUUGGAGAUCCUGAUUUCGAUUCGGAUGACUUUUUGACCUUAAAUAAUGAAACCUUCAAAUAUUUUUUACAGUCCACUUCUAUUACUCCAAAGUUUUUCAAAGAGGCAUUUUAUGGUUUAGUAAAGUUAGAUUUCGACCCUCCGAAAAAUAAUCUAAGUGUGGUACAUGACGGGUUAUACUACCUACAAGCACUCCUAAUAUUCAAUUCUUAUAAGAUCCGUAAAAAGUCGAUGCAAAGCAGAGCUGUUGAACUUGAACAUAUAAUUCUGUUGUUAAAGAAUGACUUAAUAUAUUGUUCAAAUAGAGUUGAAAGUUGGUUCCUCCUAGGGCAAGCUUAUGGGUUUCUCGUUGAAGAUGAUUUAAUUUGGACAUCAGAUAAGUUGACUAUAGCAGAUCGUAAAAUCACAACUGCAAACCUUCAAAGAAAGUCUCUCAUUUGUUACUUGAUGGCUAUAAACCAAGCUUCUAGUAUAGGUGCGACGAAUCCAGGUGCCAGUGCGACGAUUAAACCAGUCAUUGGCUUGCUUAUGUCCUCUUUUGCUAAAGAAGCUUACAGUGCUGUUAUGGAGCCGAUGGCCAUGCACGCAUUCAAAGUUCAAGCAAACCCACGUUUCGUAAAAGGAGAGUUUGGUGCCUUAUUCAUUAAUGUAUCUCCCGAAAGUCCAGUUAAAAUGAAUCUUGUUUUGAAAGUUAUACAGCAGUCUCUUCAUAUUGCAAUUAGAGCUAAGCCAUUUGAAUGGACUAACUACUAUUACUUGUCAAAGGUUCAAAGAAAAUUAGAUAAGCCUCAUCAGCUUGUUAUGGAGUCAAUUCAAAGAUCAGCAGAAUUAGCUAAAAACCAUACUAAUGCACCUGAUCCGAUUAUUGAGCCACAUUAUAGAAGUUGUUCGUUAAUUUACAAAUAUGUCAAGGCAGAUAAGAUGGACAUCCCAACCGCACUCGCCUAUAUGGCAAAAGAUAGUGUGAUAGAUGUUCCCUUGACAGAAGAAGAAAAGGCAAAGCUUGAUAAAAAAGAAUUCUUCAAGUUGAUGAUAGCGUCAUUAAAAAAGAUCAUAUCCUACGAUAAAAAAAAGUGGCAACAUAAACCUCGUUAUAGAUUAGCCAAAAUCUUGUUUGAGGAAUUUGAUGAUGUUGAAAAUGCUAAAGAAGAAAUGUCUUCCAUUGUUUCAGUCAAGCCUACUAGCAAAACUUUGGUUCUGAUAUGGAAACCAGAGAACGAAAGGCCCGGGAUCCACUUCUUCUAUACUUACCAAUAUUCCCUAUUCUACAUUAUAUUAUUGAGUAAAGAGUUGAAUUUGAUCAGUCUUAUACAAAUGCUUCCUAAAUUGCGUCGUUCUAACUCAACCAUGGUCUCAUUAUAUAAUGCAUGGGAAACAUUAUGUUCCACAAUCUGCAAAAUUAUAAGAACGCUGCUUCAAGUUAAAGAAUCCUUCACAGAAAACUUUCUUCAAUCCUUUUCUUACCAGUCAUUUAUUUUGAAUUCUAAAUCAUUUGUUGAGUCGAUGAAAAACGGAGGAAUUCCUGACGCAUUAAAGAUCCACCUCUGCUUCCUUCACGCUAUAAAUGACAUGAAAAAAUUCAAUAAUGGCUUUGGACCGACCUCAUUAAUAGACGAUACCAUUGUUGCGAUUUACGUUCGGAUAUACUUAUAUUUCGAUCAUAAGAUCGACAAAAAUCCAUCUCAAGCUCCUGAAACUGAAUCACCUAAUGGGAAGAUAAAAAAAUUGGCCAAAAGAGAUAUAUUUCCUUUUGCAAAUGACAUCCUUAAUACUUUUAAAAAAGAUAUAGAGAAUAUAUUAAAAGAAAAUCCUGAGAUUUAUAAUCAGUUUGCUAAGGAAGCCAAUCAACUGAACAAGAUAUUAGAAGAAGUGAAACCGAAUGGCUCAGAAAUACCUAGUACGAUUAAUGAUGCGAAAAAUGAUGAAGGUAACACAAUUAAUGGACAUAACCAAGAGCCAGCUUUAGGUGUUCCUAAGCUUCCGGAGCCCGAAAACAGCAAUGAUGGCUCACCAGCUAAGCAAGUUGAAACAACUGACAAAUUGGAUACCCCAAUCCCAAUUUCUCCAGAGAAAUCGGGUGAGAAGCAUAUCCUUGAAGAUGGUGAUUUACUGUCACCAAAAAGGCCUAAAGCUAAUAGAAUUUCCGAUUUAAUAGGCUAGUAUAAUUGAGAAUGCAUUAUAUAUAUAUUUAUGUAAAUACAAAUCACAGUUUUCAUGAUUAUACGAAUAUAUUAUAACCCUG
This is a messenger RNA of Hyphopichia burtonii NRRL Y-1933, 5128 nucleotides long. RefSeq lists its product as uncharacterized. The record is from RefSeq and is a predicted model, not a curated record. Gene Ontology annotation, biological process: chromatin organization. Gene Ontology annotation, cellular component: nucleus; HIR complex. The transcript is spliced from 3 exons. Gene Ontology annotation, molecular function: nucleosome binding. The coding region runs from base 1 to 5046 and encodes 1681 amino acids. Lineage: Eukaryota; Fungi; Ascomycota; Pichiomycetes; Serinales; Debaryomycetaceae.